Tachysurus fulvidraco (yellow catfish) is the source of this 3182-nucleotide messenger RNA. RefSeq names its product adducin 1 (alpha) (gene add1). Gene Ontology annotation, biological process: positive regulation of adherens junction organization; barbed-end actin filament capping; positive regulation of establishment of endothelial barrier. Gene Ontology annotation, cellular component: cytoskeleton; plasma membrane; postsynaptic density. Bases 15 to 2822 code for a protein of 935 amino acids. The transcript is spliced from 18 exons. Lineage: Eukaryota; Metazoa; Chordata; Actinopteri; Siluriformes; Bagridae. Gene Ontology annotation, molecular function: actin filament binding. The record is from RefSeq and is a predicted model, not a curated record.
UAGAAACUGUGCGCAUGCGCACUCUGGCUCGGAUAGGGGGGAAGCUGAUCAGGGUUGUAGCAGAAGCAGCAAGCGACGUGAAAACAUUGGACUAUCAGAAAAUAUCCAAUAUUUCAGCGUCCGUUUGUGUUUCCGAGUCGCUGUCCUUCAGCUCAGCAUUCACGCAGAACUCAAGUGCGGACCGCAGGAUGAACGGAGACUCCGGUGCUGGGGUGGUGGCAGCCACUCCACCCACACACCCACCCCAUAAAGAGCGCUACUUCGACCGAGUGGACGAGAGCAGUGCCGAGUACCAGAGAGAGAGGAACAUGGCGCCUGACCUACGGCAGGACUUUAACAUGAUGGAGCAGAGGAAGAGAGUGUCCAUGAUCCUGCAGAGUCCGGCUUUCUGUGAUGAGCUGGAGACGCUGAUCCACGAUCAGAUGAAGAAGGGGAAGAACCCCACCAGCCUGCUGGCCCUGCAGCAGAUCGCUGACUUCAUGACCACCAGCGUGCCCACCAUGUGCCCUGCAACCCCACAGGGAGGCAUGGCUGCGCUCAACAUGAGUCUGGGUAUGGUGACUCCAGUGAAUGAUCUCCGGGGCUCAGACUCCAUCGCCUAUGAGAAAGGAGAGAAGCUGCUGCGCUGUAAGCUUGCUGCCUUCUACCGCCUGGCGGACCUGUUUGGUUGGUCUCAGCUUAUCUACAAUCACUUAACUGUCAGACUGAACUCUGAACAGGAACGCUUUCUAAUUGUCCCGUUCGGACUUCUGUACAGCGAAGUCUCCGCCUCCAGCCUGGUGAAGAUCAACCUGCAGGGCGAGAUCAUGGACAGAGGCAGCACUAACCUGGGCGUGAACCAGGCCGGAUUCACCCUGCACUCGGCCAUAUACUCGGCUCGUCCUGACAUCAAGUGCAUCGUGCACAUCCACACUCCUGCUGGCGCUGCGGUUUCAGCUAUGAAGUGUGGCCUCUUGCCCAUUUCUCCUGAGGCUCUGUCUCUGGGCGAGGUGGCCUACCAUGACUACCACGGCAUUCUGGUGGAUGAUGAAGAGAAGAUCCUGAUACAGAAGAAUCUUGGCCCCAAGUGCAAGGUGCUGAUUUUGAGGAACCAUGGGCUGGUGUCAGUAGGGGAAACUAUAGAAGAGGCUUUUUACUACAUCCACAACCUGGUGACCGCCUGUGAGAUUCAGGUCCGUACCCUUGCCAGUGCAGGUGGCCCUGAUAACCUGGUCAUGUUGGACCCAGGGAAGUACAAAGUGCGUCCUCGUCACCUAGAGCCCGCCGGUGAUGGGACAAGUCCGCAUCCCAAGUGGCAGGUCGGGGAGCAGGAGUUUGAAGCCCUCAUGCGGAUGCUGGAUAAUUUGGGCUACAGGACCGGCUACCCGUACCGCUGCCCGGCUCUGCGUGAAAAAGCUAAAAAGUACAGCGACGUCGAGAUCCCGCCGUCCGCCACGGGCUACUCGUACGCCGAGGACAGCGACUCGGGCGCUCGCUCCCCGCUUAAGCACAGCUUCCAGCGGGGACAGCGUGACAAGACCCGCUGGCUGAACAGCGGCCGGCCGGAUGAUAACCCCGAUGAGGGGCUGGAGGGCAGCGGCAGCCCCAAGGCGAAGACUAAGGUGUGGACGAACAUUACACACGAUCACGUCAAACCCUUGCUGCAGUCUCUCUCGUCCGGUGUCUGCGUGCCAAGCUGUAUAACCAACUGCUUGUGGACGAAGGAGGAGAACGUUCGACAGGCUGCUGUGGCCAAUCAGUUUGUUCCUCUCAACACGAAUCCUAAAGAGGUCCAGGAAAUGCGCAACAAGAUCCGUGAGCAGAACCUGCAGGACAUCAAGACAGCAGGACCUCAGUCUCAGUUGCUCACAGGAGCUGUGGUAGAUCGUUCUUUUGUCCAGAGAGCGACGAUCUGGCACGAUGCUCCUCUGUCUGACUGUUUGGAGUGUAUCGAUGGCCUUGACCUCUCAGACAGCUAUAGUCCUGCUAGGUCUGUUAGAAAGGGGGAGCUAGUGACCGCCUCUAAAGCCAUUAUAGAGAAGGAAUAUCAGCCUCGAGUGAUCGUCACCAAGACCGGACCAAAUCCGUUCAAUAAGUUCACCGACCAGGAGCUGGAGGAGUACCGUAAAGAGGUGGAGCUCAAACAGAAAGGGCAAGAUGUACAGGUUGAUGCACCUGGCAGCUCGCUGGUUUCAGAUUCAGGAGGAGACUCCGUUCCUCUUGUGUCCUCAAAGCACAGUUUUGUGGAGAAUCAGCUCAUGACAGCUCCUUCUUCUUCUUCUGGUGCUGCCCCAGACCCAAGUACAGAACCUGAGGCAGGAUCAGGAAGGAUCGGUCCUUCUGGUCCUCCGGAAUCACCACACAAGGACUUUCACUGUGCUGUUCUGAAAGCCCUCGGUGCCAACACAGACUUGUCUGGGCAUGAUAAGCCUGAACAAGACAGCCAAGCUAAAGAUCAACCACAGGAGCCGGAGGAGCUGGGCAAAGGUCCGAGCCCCACCCGUACCCCGCCAAGCACUCCGAUUAAACUAGAAGAAGAUCGGCAGCAGGAGCUGAGCCCUAAAGACGAAAGCGACGCCGCCACUUUAAGACAGACCCUCCCCGACCUGACCCCCGACGAGGCUUCGGAAGCCGCCACCCCCGCCCUCCCUGCAGAAGACCCCGCCCCCUCCGAGCCGGACCCCGCCCCUGCUCACACAGACGGGGAGGAACCCGUCGCCGCCGACGAUGCCACAGGCGACGCGGGCAGCGACGAGUCCCCAAACAAAUCCCCAUCCAAAAAGAAGAAAAAAUUCCGCACGCCAUCGUUUCUGAAGAAAAACAAAAAGAAGUCCGAGUCCUAGAGAGGAAGAAAACUCCUAGGUGUAAAAAGCCACAUGCAUCUGGUUCCUUUUCUUGUUUUAAUACGUGUUUUUUUUUUUUUUUAUAUUUUACCUAACCUCUCGUUCACCUAUAGCUUGUGAACGUCGUCCAUUUAGUUUUUCCUGUUUUUAUUUUUUUAAAUGUUAAAACGUGUCGUGUGGCUUAAUAACGCAUGCGUGUCUCCGCCCUACGAAUCUUUUAGCAGAGAUUUAUUUUAACUCCCUGCUUUUGUACGAAAAAAAAAAAAGAUUUACCAAGCUUAAUUAACCACUAGAAUGUAUUCGGAUUGUAUCGCAGUGUAUUCAAGUGUCUUUAAGAAAAAAUAAAUAAAUAAAAAAGCA